Messenger RNA from Pterocles gutturalis (yellow-throated sandgrouse), 935 nucleotides. It is a transcript of the gene TMCC1, whose product is annotated as transmembrane and coiled-coil domain family 1. The transcript has a single exon. Gene Ontology annotation, biological process: membrane fission; endosome fission; endosome membrane tubulation. The annotation marks the transcript as partial. Lineage: Eukaryota; Metazoa; Chordata; Aves; Pterocliformes; Pteroclidae. The record is from RefSeq and is a predicted model, not a curated record. Gene Ontology annotation, cellular component: endomembrane system.
AUCGAGCGAUUGGAAGUCAGCAGCCUAGCGCAGACCUCCAGCGCAGUGGCCUCGAGCACUGAUGGCAGCAUCAAUGCAGACUCUGUUGAUGGGACCCCAGACCCUCAACGUACAAAAGUGGCGAUCACACACCUGCAACAGAAGAUACUGAAGCUGACUGAGCAGAUCAAAAUCGAACAAACGGCCCGUGAUGACAAUGUGGCAGAGUACCUGAAACUGGCCAACAAUGCAGACAAGCAGCAGAGUGCCCGCAUUAAGCAAGUGUUUGAGAAGAAAAACCAAAAGUCAGCCCAGACCAUCUCGCAGCUGCAGAAGAAACUAGAACAUUACCACCGAAAGCUGCGAGAGAUUGAACAGAAUGGGAUCCCUCGGCAGCCGAAGGAUGUCUUCAGGGAUAUGCAUCAGGGCUUGAAAGAUGUUGGAGCAAAAGUCACUGGCUUCAGUGAGGGAGUAGUAGACAGCGUGAAAGGUGGGCUUUCCAGUUUCUCCCAAGCCACGCAUUCAGCAGCAGGAGCUGUGGUUUCCAAACCCCGGGAGAUUGCCUCUCUCAUAAGAAACAAGUUUGGGAGUGCAGACAACAUUGCUAAUCUGAAAGACUCCUUAGAAGAAGGCCAGGAAGAUGGGACAGGAGGCAAGGCUCUAGGUGUUAUUCAGAACUUUCAGUCAAGCCCAAAAUAUGGCAGUGAAGAGGAUUGCUCCAGUGCCACGUCGGGCUCUGUGGGAGCCAACAGCACCACAGGGGGCCCUGUGGGAGCUUCCAGCUCCAAAACAAACACUCUGGAUAUGCAGAGCUCAGGGUUUGAUGCAAUACUGCAUGAGAUACAAGAAAUUCGAGAGACACAGGCAAGACUGGAAGAAUCAUUUGAGGACCUCAAGGUUCGCUAUCAGAGGGAUUACUCAUUGAUAAUGCAGACUCUGCAGGAGGAGCGGUACAG